AUGCCGCCACCGAACCCCGAGCUGAGGCGCCAGGUCAUUGCCAUCUACAGAGAGCUCCUCUACCUCGGCCGCGAGUACCCCCUCGGCUUCGGUUACUUCCGGCCGCGGCUGCACAAGGCCUUCAUCUCACGGGCCGACGAGCGCGACGAGGCCAAGAUACGCUCCGGCAUCGCCCAGGCCGAGUACGUCAAGAAAGGCAAGUCUGCCCUCUGA
Molecule: messenger RNA, 213 nt
Organism: Purpureocillium lilacinum
Lineage: Eukaryota; Fungi; Ascomycota; Sordariomycetes; Hypocreales; Ophiocordycipitaceae
Biological process (GO): respiratory electron transport chain
Cellular component (GO): mitochondrion
Source: RefSeq, a predicted model, not a curated record